This is a messenger RNA of Carcharodon carcharias (great white shark), 1063 nucleotides long. Its product is annotated as heat shock protein beta-11-like. The record is from RefSeq and is a predicted model, not a curated record. The transcript has a single exon. Bases 215 to 874 code for a protein of 219 amino acids. NCBI's taxonomy places the organism in Eukaryota, Metazoa, Chordata, Chondrichthyes, Lamniformes, Lamnidae. Gene Ontology annotation, biological process: protein refolding; response to heat. Gene Ontology annotation, molecular function: protein folding chaperone.
UCAUUCUUGAUUAAAGCAAGGCUGGGAUGAGACGUCAUUUGUUUUCAGCUCAUGUGUCAUAAACCCAGCAAAGUUUAGUUCAUUCUGGAAAUGUCUGGGUUUCUGGGAGUAGAAUAUAUAAGGCGUGUGUUCUGAGUGCUGCAGCAGAUCAGAGACUGAAGACUGGGAGUUCACAUCAGUCGGUUUAAGAGAAGUGAAAGAAGAGGCAGAGACAAUGCUGAGCUGUCGGUCUUUCCACCCUUCACGUCUGUGCCAGCAGCCUGUGUACACAUUGUGGCCUGUUCCACACAGGGUCUGUGAGCCGCUUGAAUGCAACACAUGGAAACAGAUGGAAGAAUCGAGAAAGAGCAUGAACUUCAUGGAGCGAGUUCUUGAGGAGCUGGCAAAAGAAUUUUGGGAGGAAAAACCAAGAAAUCAGGACAACAGACCUGGUGAUAAUGAAGAAGGUAAAAGACUAUCAGUGGACAAGGAGGGCGAUGGCUUUUCUCUGUCCCUGGAUGUCCAGCGAUUCUCCCCAGAAGAACUGAAUGUGAAAGUACUUGGAAGAAAAGUGCUGGUGACAGGAAAACACGAGAAGAAAAGUGAUGAUGGCAGCGGCUCUUCCAGCUACAAAUAUGAAGAGUUCAGGAGAGAAUUUCAGCUGCCAGAAGAUGUCGAUGCUGAAGCUCUUAACUGCUGUUUGUCACAGGACGGUCGGUUAAAGGUUCAAGCCCCACGCCUGGCACUGCCAGCUGUGAAUGAACGAAUUGUGCCCAUCAACAUCACCUCGGAUACAACAACCAGUCCCCGGCUAAAUCCUGGCCAAGAGGCACAGAAACUGAAGAGUGUGAAUGAUGCAAAGAAAAUUGAGGAGGAAGUAAAAAUGGACAAUUAAAACUCAUUUACCAUUAAAUAAGAUGUACGGAUUCUUUAUGUGCAGAAAUGAAUUUCUGAGACAUUGAUAUGAAGGCAUAAUCUGAAAGUGAAUUUUUAAAUUGUAAGUCUGAACUGUGUUAUCAGCAUUCAUGUGGAUUAUUUUUAUAUAUAGAUAUGUAUCUGGAAAAAUAAAUACUUUUGAAAAUAA